Geodia barretti is the source of this 1596-nucleotide messenger RNA. Lineage: Eukaryota; Metazoa; Porifera; Demospongiae; Tetractinellida; Geodiidae. The record is from the annotation of a GenBank genome assembly.
AUGGAACAACUGGUGACGCAACUUAAAGCGUUUAAUCCCACCAAAAUAGCCGUUUAUGUAGACGAAAGGGAUGACGCUGAGAUUAACGCAAGCUAUCAAGGCUACUUGGAGGGCACAUACGAACUCACACGGAGCCUGCAUGACCAAAUCGGUUUUCGGUUAGCCAAACAGAUGGGACAUCCGAAGCUUUACUGUGUUGCUGACUGGCCAAAACACCGGCCGAUCCGUGAUAAAAUUGACGACCACUUGAUGGACUAUGCCACGUUUGCGGAGAUGCACAAUCAGGAGCAUCUCUUAUGGAGCAUUUCCUCAAGCGGGGUGAAAGUUCGGGCGGACGUAGAUGGCACGGUCUGGGUUGAACAUGAGGGGUACGAACCGCUGAUUGACAUGUACAUACGGAUUAACGAUCCUGAACAGAUGUCCGCCGACCAUCAAUCAUAUCUGCGCACCGCACGCAUUGGACUCAAAGACCAAAUACCCGGUUGGCACUUUACAAGUUCGGGAAUGGAUGCCAUCAAUGAAAGAACGGAUGAUGUCCUUGCCUCCAAACGCCAACGCGAGAUUGAACAGUUGGUUGAACAACUCAAAGAAUUUAAACCUACCAAGAUAGCGGUUGAGGUGGAUCCAAGCCGUUGCGACACUGAAAAUAAAAAUUAUCAAGGUUAUCUAAACGGGACGUACGCACUCGGACCGUACGAGGGAGAUCAGAUUGGAUACAGAACACUCGCCUAUCAUAUUGAUCACGAAUUAAUAGACACCGAUACAUUUGCCAAAGCUCACAAUCAGGAGCAUCUCCUCCAACCGCUGCCUCCAGGGAAAAUCACUCGGGAUAAAGAUGGCAAAAUCUGGAUUGAACCUGAGAAAUAUGAACCAAUGAUUGACAAGUACAUACGGAUCAAUCGGCCCGAAAAUACAGACGCACUCUCCGAUGUUAACGUUCACAUUCGCCCGGGCGAAAUUCUCGCUAUAGUCGGUGAAAACGGCGCAGGAAAAACGACUUUGGCGCACAUCUUAGCAGGCUUGCGUUCUCCAACAGCAGGACGUGUUACAAUAGACGGUAUCGAUACCGCCACAAUCUCAUCCGAAGACCUCCGGCGUGCUUGCACCGUAGUGUUUCAGCACCCAGCACGCUAUCCGACGACCUUACACGAAAAUCUGGCUUUGGACAGUACUGAUGCCUCCGAUUCACAUGUUGCGGCGACCUUAACCCAAGUCGGGUUGUCAACAGAACAAUAUCCUCUAAACACGUUUUUGGGUCCCGAAUUCGGCGGAGCAGAUUUCUCUGGCGGCGAAUGGCAACGCGUCGCUAUUGCCCGUAGUCUGAUAAAAGAAGCGGGCGAAUUUGUUAUUUUUGACGAACCCACAGCGGCUCUGGAUCCGCUCGCUGAGUUGGAGAUUUUUCAGCAGUUCGUUGAAUUGGUAGAUGGUAAAACUGCACUGCUCAUUGCCCAUCGACUCGGACCCACACGACUUGCCGAUCGCGUUGUUGUUUUGGACAAUGGACGCAUUGUAGAAAUCGGAGAUCCCACUGAACUCCUACAGCAAAAUGGAAAAUACGCCGAAAUGUUCGCGGCACAAAGUGAGUGGUACCAAUGA